Molecule: messenger RNA, 1401 nt
Organism: Brugia malayi
Lineage: Eukaryota; Metazoa; Nematoda; Chromadorea; Rhabditida; Onchocercidae
Gene: Bma-efsc-1
Product: Elongation factor Tu GTP binding domain containing protein
Exons: 4
Coding region: 1-1401 (466 amino acids)
Biological process (GO): selenocysteine incorporation
Molecular function (GO): translation elongation factor activity; GTPase activity; GTP binding
Source: RefSeq, a predicted model, not a curated record
AUGGGUUCAACUGCUGCAUUUGACAAGCAUGCCAAAACUUCUAAUUUGAGAGCCAAUACAAUCGAUCUUGGCUUCUCUACACUGACAAUCGACAAUACAGUAAUUGCUUUGAUCGACUGCCCUGGACACGCGUCAUUAAUCAGGUCGGUGCUUGCAGCGUCAUCAGUUUUUGACAUGGCAAUUGUUGUGAUAGAUAGCAGCAAAGGAAUCGAGCAGCAAACAGCUGAACAUCUCCUUCUCGUAUCACUGUUCUGUCCAGAUCAUGUAAUCCUUGUUAUUAAUAAGAUUGAUUUAAUAGACGAGAGAGCAGUAGAGCAAAUGACGAAACGUUGCAGAAAGGUGGCAUCUAGCUUAAAGCUAAACUCAAAUUUGCAAAUUGUGCCAGUAUCGUUAACGCAGCAAAGGGAGGAAGCGAUAGUGUCAUUAAUGAAUGCUUUGCGUUUAGCUGUUUACACACCUCAGCGAGUUUCUUCUGGUCAUUUCAUGAUGUUUGUUGAUCACUGUUUCCCUGUUAAAGGUAAAGGGACAAUAAUGACAGGCACUGUUGUCGAUGGAAUGUGCAAAGUUGGAAUGGACGUGGAGAUAUCAGCUUUACAAGAAAAACGUAAAAUUAUAAGUAUGCAACGUUGGAAAGAAAACGUCCUUAGCGCAGGAAUGGGAGAUCGAGCAGCUUUAUUAUUUCACAAUGUUUCUGGCAAGGAUAUCAACCGAACGAUUAUAUAUGAACCAGGAACACUGCGCCGUGUGCAAUUCUUACUGGUCAGUGUGAAUCGAGUAGUGCAUUUUCAAGGAGUUCUUCGCCAGAGUUCCAAGUUACAUGUUUCAACUGGUUUCGAUACUGUUAUUGGACAGUGCCAAUUUUUGGCUCCAGAACUGUCCGGAGAAGAGGAUCAUUAUGAAGUAGUGCAGGAACUGGAUGGAACUGUGAAAUUCGCAAUACUUAGCUUAGAACACUUUCUGUAUACAAAAGAAGGUAGCUUUUUUAUCACAUCCAGAUUAGAUUACCAGGGAAAAGGCUGUCGGUUUGUCUUUCAUGGUAGGUUUUUGAAGUUACUUAGUAACGACAAACAGAUAUGUCGAUUUCGGCGGAAGAAAAAAGUUGGAAAAGUUGAACGAAUCGAAAAUAAACGAAGCAUAAUUUGCAAUUCUCUGUUCAAGAAAGAAACAAAUAUUGAUAUAUAUUGUCACAUGGACGUUUACCUUUCUACUGGUGAAGUAGGUCGCCUAGAAUCUGCAUUCGGAAAAGGAGGAAAAGUUCGGAUAUCACUUUUGGAGGACUUACCAGAAAGUACGAGGACUGCUUGUAAGAAUGGAUUAGAAAUACAAGUGACACUAUAUUUCAAAAAAUUUUUGAAUGAUGGCAGAAUUAAGUGCUGUUCACCAGGUCUCGUCACUCAAUAA